AUGCCUCUGCGGCCUAGUUGCAAGGCCGCGUCGUGGAACGGCUGUUUGGACGGUAGUAAUUGGCGAACGAAGUGCACCAACGAGCAAACCAAAUGCUCUGGUUGCCUCCGAAACGACAUAGUUUGCCAGUACUCGUCAUCCACAGCCUGGGAUUCACAUGCAUCACCUCCUAUAACACCGCAAUCACUCUCCAGCUCUUAUCUCUUUGCGGACAACAGAGACUCGAUGACUUCUGCCAGUUCUUGCACGCUUUCUUCGGACCUUAAUACCCGUGAUCUGGAACUCAUGGUUCAAUGGUGCACUGCGACGUAUCGUUCCAUCGCCCAAAAUAGCACCGUGGAAUGGAUUUGGCAUGCCGUCGUCCCGCGUGAGGCGAUGCAUUACCCAUCUUUGAUGCAUGGCAUUCUAGCUCUCUCCGCGUUGCAUCUGUCAAAUAGCAGUAGUGGGAGUGCGAAAGAUGCUUACCUGACGGUGGCGCAGGUUCAUCACAGUCGGGCUAUUGUUGGAGUUUCACCUAAGGCGGCGGGAAGUCCCAAUUUGUCCGAUUGUAAUGCGACAUUUGCCUUAUCCAGCAUCAUGAUGGUGUAUUGUUUUGGCAUUGCCCGGAUCCGAAGGCCAGCAAAAGAAGGCUCCCCACCCCUACAGGAACUAUGUGCAGCCUUCCAACGUGCCCAAGAGUCGGCAAAUGUGUUAGCAGUUCUGGUCGAGAGGGUAAGUCAGGGAGAGCUGCGACCACUGCUGGAAUGCGACAACUGCCACCCGAAAAUGCCCAACACCUCGAGAAUGGCUAUUAUGACACUGUCACGACUAAAUAUGAGCCUCGCCGCUCGAGAUCCAGGGCAUGAAAAGGCCAUGUACGAUAUAAUCAUUGAGCACCUGGGCCACUCGCUGGACAAACUCGCCAGAGGUGGAGAGGCCUUGGUUAUUCUAUUCUACUGGAUAUUCAAUGUCCCAACUCGGUUCCAGGAGUUGUUAAAGGAGCAUCGUCCUUUGGCGCUGGUUAUCUUGGCCCACUAUGCGGUGGUAAUCCAUUCGCUCAGAGGAAACUGGUGGAUGGGUGAUCUGGGAGCCCGCAUUAUUGAGUAUAUCGGUCAACGCCUGAGCGCAGAAUGGAGGCCUUCAAUCGACUGGGUGCUUGAUGCAACUGGCUGUUAUAUUCCUCCAAUCUGA
Aspergillus tanneri is the source of this 1170-nucleotide messenger RNA. RefSeq lists its product as uncharacterized. Gene Ontology annotation, molecular function: DNA-binding transcription activator activity, RNA polymerase II-specific. The transcript has 2 exons. The record is from RefSeq and is a predicted model, not a curated record. NCBI's taxonomy places the organism in Eukaryota, Fungi, Ascomycota, Eurotiomycetes, Eurotiales, Aspergillaceae. Gene Ontology annotation, biological process: regulation of transcription by RNA polymerase II. The coding region runs from base 1 to 1170 and encodes 389 amino acids.